Molecule: messenger RNA, 2800 nt
Organism: Habropoda laboriosa
Lineage: Eukaryota; Metazoa; Arthropoda; Insecta; Hymenoptera; Apidae
Product: zinc finger protein sens-like
Exons: 3
Coding region: 105-2573 (822 amino acids)
Biological process (GO): regulation of transcription by RNA polymerase II
Molecular function (GO): DNA-binding transcription factor activity, RNA polymerase II-specific; RNA polymerase II cis-regulatory region sequence-specific DNA binding
Source: RefSeq, a predicted model, not a curated record
CCACCUCGUUGAGGACGCGGAGGAGGAAGAGGAAAGGAGGUACGUGAGACGCACGUGGACGACUGGCACCGCGACGAGGGCCGGCGGCGCGACAGGUUGAAAAGAUGCUGGCACUGGCGAUGCGCCGCGAACACACGACCGGGCGCAGCAAUUACGAGCCCGCGAAUCCGCUCGCGGGUUUCGAGCACUUGCAGCACAACACCGGCGCCGGGAACCCGUUCGCGGUGGUACCUUCGUCGUCGUCGUCGGAGGGAAGGCUGCGUGAAACCGGCCCGGAGCCCGACGGCGAGCUACAAGAAUUCGUAGACAUCGCUCAGGUGCAACAGCUACUGCAACAGCAGCAGCAACAGCAGCAGCAGCAACAACAACAGCAACAACACCAGCAACAGCACCAACAUCACCAUCAUCAGCAACAGGUGGCCGCGGCAGCGGCUGCGUCCUGCAUAUGGGGAGCGGUUUAUCCGCCGCCGCCGCCCGCGCUCGGAUACCAUCAUCAUCAUCACCAUCAUCAUCCGCCGCCACCACCCUCAGGCGAGGACACGCAGUGCGGUACAAGCGAGGAGGUAGCCGCUGCUAACCAAGGAGGCGAUCAGCUCCAGAGGAUGACGAUGGACGGCAUGGAAGUGGUGGGCUCGCAGCCCCACGCGGCCACCAGCCCGUUUCUUCUCUCACCACCACCCCUUGGACAUCAUCAUCACCAUCAUCCCCAUGCAACCUUCAAUCUACAAACGGUGCAGCUCAGUUUCGACGCGUGUCUACCGUACAACGCGGCGACAUCAUCCAAUUCGAUCGUCUGCGGCGUCGGUGGUACGUCGACGCCGGCCGCUACCACCUGCACCGCAUCCACGAGUUGCAACAACAAGGCGAUACCGACACUCUCGUUGGCCACUUGCGCGCCGUUGCAAGCCCAACAUCAGAACAGCAACGAUUCCACCGAUCAUCAUGUCAGGCAGCAGCAACAGCAGCAGCAACAACAACAGCAGCAACAGCAACAUCAACAACAUCAUCAUCAUCAUCACCAUCAUCAUCAAAGAUUGGACGACCAUCAACACCACCGGCACGUCGAAGCUUCUUCGCCGGCCAGUGACUCUACCGAUGGAAAGAGGCGUCUACAGGCUGGUAACGAGGAGAAGGACUGCUCGAGGGAGUGCAGGGACGAUCUCCAGGAGCCAAACGAGAAGGAUAAACCAGGUGACCUAAACACGCCGGUUACCACCAGCAGCGAUUUACCGUCCUUCUUCGGCCCCUCCGCGCUCGUCGAGCCACCUCCUAUUUCAGGCAGCCUGGCAGGUGAGGACCUAUCCCUGGAAGAGGCGACAGCAGAGGACGAUGAAACGGCCACCUCAACCAGGGAUCACCGGCACCAUCAUCACCAGGAUUCACAGGACACGACGCCUGGCGCUCCUCCAUCCACUAGUCCGCCGCGUCAUCAUCAAACCCAAGAGGACGCUGAUCGUUGCAACGUUCUGCAAGGCGGAGUGAUCCUCUACUCUCCCCAUUCGACGUCCUCGGUGUCUUCUGUACCAGCCUCCAGUGUGAACAUCUGCAACGUUCCAACGUUAACGUAUCGCGGUGUAUUCACCACCACCUGUACCCAAUCCUCACCUCUGAACACCCUCCAGAAUCAACAGCAACAACCUCAGCAGCAGCAGCAACAGCAACAACAGUCGGCUAACCAAGAACUCUGGGGUCCGUUAGCCUCUCCAACCCUGACCUUGACAGGUCAACCGUUCCUCCACCCCAGUCUACACUCAGCCCCGUACGGCGGCGAGACCGUCGAACUUCUGCCCGUCGAAUCGAAGCCACCCCCGCCACCAGGUUACCAUGACACGCCGACUACCACCCCGGCAACGUGGCUGACUGCGCACGAGGACCCUUACGACCCGAAUCUCCUGUCCCAUCAUCACCCACAUCACCAUCAUCAAGAGACCACGUUGAAACAGGAACCUACAGGGACAAGUGGCUAUGGACCGACGGUUCAACAACAGCAGCAGCAACAACAACAACAACCACAACCCAGCCAACAGCAGCAGCAGCAACAACAACAACAACAACAACAACAACAACCACCGUCGGCAGGUACAACUGGUGUACAGCUAGCUGAAUACAAUCCAAGCACGUCUAAGGGACAUGAAAUCCUGUCGCAAGUUUACCAGCAGAGCGCUCUACCGCUCAGGCUGGUCCCGGUGAAGCCACGGAAAUACCCGAAUCGACCGAGUAAAACGCCUGUUCACGAACGACCGUACGCUUGCCCCGUAGACGGCUGCGACCGCAGGUUCUCGCGUAGCGACGAGCUCACGCGACACAUUCGCAUCCAUACCGGCCAGAAACCGUUCCAGUGUCGCAUCUGUAUGCGCUCGUUCUCCAGGAGCGAUCAUCUAACCACCCAUGUGAGGACGCACACCGGCGAGAAGCCGUUCUGUUGCGAUCAGUGCGGCAGGAAAUUUGCGAGAAGCGACGAGAAGAAGAGACACGCGAAGGUACAUCUGAAGCAGAGGUUGAAGCGAGAAGCGACGCACGCCUCGGCGAGGAAUCAUCCACAGAGUCAUGCUUCUCCGCCCUGCAAUCAGUAGAAAAGUGAGAGGUUGUUCUAGAAAUUUGCAGUGUUCGCGAAAGAGAGAAAAAAGAAGAGAAAAGAAAUGCAUACGGCGAUUCACGCGUGGAUCGUGUGUAAAACAGCGUCGAUUUCCACGCGCAUUCCUUCGACCUUGCCAAUCAUGCUAGCACACCGUCGCAGAUUUGAAGCAUCGUCAGGCGACGGGCAAACGACGGAGACCUUUAGGCGGAACUGAAACACACA